Molecule: messenger RNA, 2618 nt
Organism: Austrofundulus limnaeus
Lineage: Eukaryota; Metazoa; Chordata; Actinopteri; Cyprinodontiformes; Rivulidae
Product: forkhead box protein G1
Exons: 1
Coding region: 576-1829 (417 amino acids)
Biological process (GO): regulation of transcription by RNA polymerase II
Cellular component (GO): nucleus
Molecular function (GO): DNA-binding transcription factor activity; sequence-specific double-stranded DNA binding
Source: RefSeq, a predicted model, not a curated record
AUGACUUCAAACCGGUUUUGUCGUUGGGAAAACAAAGUCGACGAGGUCGCGCGCCCGGAACGCCUGCGCGCUUUUACGCACGGCCACAAACAUCCACAGUCUGUGUGACGCACGGCGCGACUACAUCUGAUCCAGGAGCAGGGUCAGAGAUUAAUGGGAGCAGAGAGAAUAAUGGAGGGUUUGUGGUACCCGGGGGUCUGAGGGUCCUCGGAGGACGAGUCCGGGAUCGGAGGAGGAGGAAGGAACGGAAAAGAGGAUUUGUUUACAAAAGCAGCAAGUUGGAGAGGCUCCUCCUCUCCGUCAUGUCGGAACCUCCUUAAUUACUAAUUUCUCCACAUCCAAGCCACGCUUUCCCUCCCCCUCUUUUUCCUCUCUCUCUCUCUCUCUUUCUCUCUGUCUCGCUCCACUCCUCCAUCCCUCCAUCUCUCUCUCUGAGCCUCCUUUUCUCUCCUCUCUGUCUGUCUUUGGUUUACAGCCCGGAGGACGGAGGCGGACCAGCUUGGAGCAGCAGUUUUAGUUAUUAUUCUUUUUUAUUAUUUAUUCUUUUUUUUCUUUUGGGAGACUUGCCACCGGGCAUGGAGGAUGUAAAACCCCCGCAGACCGUCCACCGGUCCUCCUCCUUCAGCAUUAAAAGUCUCCUGCUGCCCUCGAAGUGCGACCGAACGGACCCGGUCCCUGCCCCCGCCGCUGCGAUCCUCGGGAUCCCCGGGACCCUGUCCCCAUCUCCGGGCUCGGACUCGGACAAGUCGCUGGGCCCGCUGGAGGUGGACUCCACCGCCGCGGUUCUGGACCCGGAGAAACCGGGCAAAGAGGAGCAGGGAGCAGAGGAGGAGGAGGAGGAGGAGGACGGAGGGGGAGGCGGAGGUGGGACUGACGCCCAGGCGGCACCGGAGCAGAACACGAACGGGACCAGCGGGGGUAAAAACGGCAAAUAUGACAAGCCCCCCUUCAGCUACAACGCUCUGAUCAUGAUGGCGAUCCGGCAGAGUCCGGAGAAGCGGCUCACCCUGAACGGGAUCUACGAGUUCAUCAUGAAGAACUUCCCCUACUACCGGGAGCACAAGCAGGGCUGGCAGAACUCCAUCCGGCACAACCUCAGCCUCAAUAAGUGCUUCGUUAAGGUGCCGAGGCACUACGACGACCCGGGCAAAGGGAACUACUGGAUGCUGGACCCGAGCAGCGACGACGUGUUCAUCGGGGGGACCACCGGGAAGCUGCGCCGGCGCUCCGCCACCUCCCGGGGGAAGCUGGCCAUGAAGCGCGGGCUGCGCUUCGCUCCUCUCGGCCUGGGGAUUAACGAGAGGUCCAACAACCCGCUGUACUGGCAGAUCUCCCCGUUCCUGUCCCUCCACCACCACCACCACCACCACCCGCACUACAACGGCUCGUCGCCCGGCUUCCUGAACCAGGCGGCCGGGUACGGCUCGCUGCUGCCCGCCGUGGAGCAGCUGAGCAACGGGGACCUGGGCCGCUCCAUCCUCGGGGGCUCGGCCGCGGGGCCGCUGGGGCUGACGAACACUUACGGGAUGAACUCGUCUCCCGUGGGGCUGCUGUCCGGUCAGUCUGGGGGCUAUUUUGUCUCAGGGAGCCAACACGCCGCCGCCGCCGCGACGGGGCCGCCCGGGGGAGGCCCGCCCCCGCCGCCUCCCCCUCCGCCGCACCUCCAGCAGGGCGCACCGGCGCCGGGGGGCUUCAGCUCCCCGCAGUCCCUGCUGUCGGACUCCCUGAGAAACACCUCCCUACCGGCCUUCUCUCCGGGGGUGUCCCCGGGAUUCCCCGGAGUGCUGUCCCAUCAAAAGAGGGUGACCCCUAACGCUUUCCUAAACUGACCCCCCCACUCCCUCACCCACAACUCACCCAUACCUCUCCGUGGAUGGAGCGGACGAACAAAGGGCAAAAAACAAGUGGUAAUUAUGAAACACUGAACUGAAACAGAAAAAUAUAAAAAGUGAAACUUUAAGGCCGUAUAUUCCGCCAUGAAACGCAGAGGUUAUUUUUUCUUUUUUCCUGUUUAUUUUUGCUGAUAAAAAGGGAGAAACUUUUGUUACCCGCGGGUUGUAAAACUGUAAACUAGACUUGCCAAAGGUAACAGUAAAAAUAUAUUUCAAGCUAUUUAUAUCUUGUACAAAGAUGUUCAGAACUUUCUUUAAGUCAUUUAUUUAUGUUUUGUAUUUAUUGUAUUUAAAUUCUCAGUGUUUCAGUAUUAAAACAGGGUUUUAUAUUUAUGAAUUUAGAGACAAUCAAAGAGAACAAACAAGACAAUCAGAAGUGUUUGACAAGGAAAACAAGCAGUUUAUGAAAGCCUUAAAUCUGAGUAAAACAAUCAGGGCUUUUCAGAGGAAAAAGAAGCCUACAAUCAUAUCUGUACUCAGGUUUGACCCUAGACAGGCCUAUUAUUAUUAUUAUUAUUAUUAUUAUUAUUAUUAUUAAGAAUGAAAGUGUUCACUGUGAGAGGUUUCUUUCCAAAAUAAAGAUAUCUAGAUAUAAAAUUAGACUUUAUUUCUGUGCGUCACAAACGCAAACUUUUUUAAAUCUGAUUAACUUUAUUUUUUAGAAUAAAACUCUUCAUAAAAAUAUAAGAAAUAUGCAAAUAAAAGCAGGUUUUCUUUUGUAGCUGA